GGAGGUUGGUGAGGAUGUCCUCACUUCUCCUUUGGAGUUUAGCUAUUUUAUUGACAUUUGCUGAAUUAGAUGGUGAAGUUGGAGGCCAUGACCUGCAGAGACAAAAAAGAAAUACUGACCUUCAACAACCAAGGAUGAUUACAGAGAGGGGAAACUUAGUGUUUCUUACUGGGUCUGCUCAAAACAUUGAAUUUAAAACUGGAUCUCUGGGGAAAAUUAAAUUAAAUGAUGAAGAUCUUGAUGUCUAUUUGCAUCAGAUCCAGAAAAACAAAGAUGAUAUUACAGAUUUAAAAAGGAGUGCAGUUGGUCUGCCUCUAAAUAUUUCUAAUCAAAUCCAUCAGCUUAAUUCCAAGAUUGUGGAUCUGGAGAGAAAAUUUCAAAGCUUACAGCAGAUAAUUGACAAGAGGGUUUGCAACAGUAAUCCCUGCCAAAAUGGUGGGACCUGCCUCAACCUUCAUGACUCCUUUUAUUGCAUUUGCCCUUCCCAGUGGAAGGGUCCUCUGUGCUCAGUGGAUGUUAAUGAAUGUGAGAUUUACUCUGGAACACCUUUAGGCUGCCAGAAUGGAGCCACGUGUAUAAACUCAGCAGGGAGUUACAGUUGCAGCUGUUCUGCCGAGACUUAUGGUCCCCAGUGUGCAUCCAAAUACAAUGACUGUGAAAGGGGCUCCAAGGAACUCUGCACCCAUGGCAUCUGUGAGGAUCUGGUCCGCACACAGGCUGGAGAGCCCAAGUUCAGCUGCAUCUGUGAUGCUGGGUGGGCACCCCAGUCCCUGGCAAACAAUCCGGCCUGCACUCAGGACAUAGAUGAGUGCAGCCUCCCAUCUGCACCUUGCUCAGAACAUGUGCAGUGUUUCAACACUCCAGGGUCCUUCUAUUGUGGGGCUUGUCCGACAGGCUGGCAAGGAAAUGGAUACCAUUGUGAAGACAUCAAUGAGUGUGAAAUAAACAAUGGUGGCUGUUCUGAGGCUCCACCUGUUGCAUGUGUGAACACGGUUGGAUCUCACCACUGUGGAGCCUGCCCACCAGGGUACCAGGGCAAUGGAAGAGUGUGCACACUCAUCGACAUCUGCUCAGUCAAUAAUGGAGGCUGCCACCCACAAGCAUCAUGUUCUUCAGCUCUGGGUUCCUUGCCUCUUUGUACCUGUCCCCCAGGAUAUACUGGAAAUGGUUAUGGAUCAAAUGGAUGUGCACAACUCAGUAAUAUUUGCUCAAGUCACCCCUGCUUGCAUGGGCAGUGCACCGAUACAGUGUCUGGUUAUCUUUGUAAGUGUGAAUCAGGUUGGGCUGGAAUCAACUGUACAGAGAACAUCAAUGAGUGUCUGAGUAGCCCCUGUCAGAAUGGGGGUACUUGUGUUGACAGCGUUGAUGGUUUUAAUUGUGAAUGCACUCGUUUCUGGACUGGAAUUUUCUGCCAGACUCCCCAGCAAGUUUGUGGAGGUUCUCUCUCAGGGAUGAAUGGGAGUUUCAGCUACAAGAGCCCUAAUGUUGGUUUCGUUCAUAAUGUUAAUUGCUUCUGGGUUAUCCGAACCGAAGAGGGAAAGGUGCUGCGUAUUAUUUUCACUUUUUUGCAAUUAGAAUCAGUGAACAAUUGUCCACAUGAGUUUCUUCAGAUUCACGACGGAGACUCCUCUGCAGCAUUACAACUUGGAAGAUUCUGUGGCUCCACACCUCCUCCUGAACUCCACAGCAGUGACAGUGCUCUUUAUUUUCACUUCUAUUCUGACCAUCUAAGAAGUGAGAGAGGCUUUGAAAUAAGAUGGGAAUCACAGCAACCAGAGUGUGGAGGUAUACUGACUGGUACUUAUGGUUCUAUUAAGUCUCCGGGAUACCCUGGGAAGUAUCCUCCAGGAAGAGAUUGUGUCUGGAAAGUUCUAACCAGUCCUGACCUUCUUAUAACAUUUACUUUUGGGACCUUGAGUCUGGAGCACCAUGAAGAUUGCAGUAAAGAUUAUCUUGAGAUUCGAGAUGGUCCUUUGCAUCAGGACCCAAUUCUUGGGAAAUUCUGCACCACUCUCUCUGUCCCACCACUCCAGACCACAGGUCCCUUUGCCAGACUGCAUUUCCAUUCUGACAACCAGAUUAAUGAUCAAGGCUUCCAUAUCAGCUACUUGACAUCACCUUUGGAUCUGCAUUGUGGAGGGAACCACACAAACCCAGAGGGCCUCAUUGCUCUGGACUUGACUGGACCUUUCACUAAAAUUAGACAAUGCAUAUAUAUUAUAACGCAACCCUUGGGAGAACGAAUACAGGUCAACUUCACCCACGUGAAACUGGAAAGUCAGAGUGGCAUUUCUCAGAGUUACAUUGAGGUUCGAGAUGAUCAAACCUUACUUGGAAAAGUUGGUGGCAAUGAAACCAUCUCUCCCAUUAAAUCCAUUACUAAUAGUAUCUGGAUAAGGCUUAGAAUAGAUGCUUCUGUUGUGAAAGCUAGUUUCAGAGCUGUUUACCAAGUCGCUUGUGGGGGUGAAUUAACUGGAGAAGGAGUCAUUCACUCACCUUUUUAUCCUAAUGUGUAUCCGGGGGAAAGGAUCUGUAGGUGGACUAUUUCCCAACCCCAAAGUCAAGUCAUUAUUCUCAACUUCACUGGCUUUGAAAUUGGAAGUUCUGCCCACUGCAAUACAGAUUAUAUUGAGAUCGGUAGCAGUUCUGUCUUGGGUUCUCCUGAGAAUAACAAGUACUGUGGCACAGAUAUUCCCUCACUGAUAACGUCUGUUUACAAUGUUCUCCAUGUCAUAUUUGUGAAAAGUUCUUCUACUGAAAAUCGUGGUUUCAUGGCUAAGUUCAGUACAACAAAUUUGGCAUGUGGAAAAGUCUUUACACAGCCUAAAGGAACCAUUCAAAGUCCUGGCCACCCAAAUAUUUACCCACAUGGAGUCAACUGUACCUGGCAUAUAUUCGUGCAGUCAGGCUACCUGAUUCAUUUGACCUUUGAGCAGUUUCAUCUGGAGUUUCAUUACAAUUGUACAAGUGACUAUCUGGAAGUCUAUGACAAUGAAUUUUCUGAGACAUCUCUGGGAAGAUAUUGUGGCCGUUCAUACCCACCCUCUCUUACCAGCAAUUCCAACUCUUUAAUGCUGGUAUUUGUUGCUGACUCUCACCUCGCUUACGAGGGCUUUUUAAUAAACUAUGAGGCAAUGAAUGCAUCAUCAGUGUGCUUGAAAGACUUUACAGAUGGAUCUGGGACAUUCUUUUCUCCAAACUUUCCUAGUAAUUAUCCCAAGAACUUGAAUUGCAUUUAUAGGAUCACUGUGGAAACCAGCCAACAAAUUGCACUGCAUUUUACAAACUUCUCCUUAGAGGCGCCCAUUGGAGGAAAAUGUAUAGCAGACUUUGUGGAAAUUAGAGAUGGAGGCUAUGAAAAUUCGCCACUACUGGAUCGAUACUGUGGUUCAAAUCGACCUCCAAGAAUCAUCUCUCACAGUAAUAAACUAUGGGUGAAAUUUGAAAGUGAUGGAUUUGAAUCAAGCUCUGGAUUCUUAGCUUACUGGGAUGGGUCGUUAACAGGUUGUGGGGGCAAUCUCACCACUCCCACGGGUACAUUCACCUCUCCCAACUACCCCAUGCCCUACUACCACAGUUCUGAAUGCUUCUGGUGGUUGAAAUCCAGCCAUGGCAGCCCAUUUGAACUGGAAUUUAAAGACUUUCACCUGGAAUAUCAUCCAAACUGCACUUUGGAUUAUCUGGCUGUAUAUGAUGGUCCAAGUACUAGCUCUCAUCUACUAACUCAGCUUUGUGGGAAUGAGAAGCCACCUCUCAUCCACUCAAGUGGAGACAGCAUGUAUUUAAAACUAAGGACAAAUGAAGGUCAACAAGGAGGUGGUUUCCUGGCAGAAUACAGGCAGACAUGUGAAAAUGUCGUGAUUAUGAAUAAAACCUAUGGCAUUUUGGAGAGUAUACAUUAUCCAAAGCCCUAUUCUAACAAUGAACGUUGCAACUGGACCAUCCAAGCAACAAAUGGCAACACUGUGAAUUAUACAUUUUUAGCUUUUGAAUUGGAGUAUCACAUAAACUGCUCCACAGACUAUUUAGAGCUUUAUGAUGGCCCCCAGAGGAUUGGGCGCUACUGUGGAACAGAGGUACCUCCUUUAGGGAGCACCACAGGCUCCAGGCUCCAUGUGCUGUUCCAUACUGAUGGUGUUGGCCACCAGGAGAAAGGCUUUCAGAUGCAGUGGUUCGUUCAAGGCUGUGGUGGGGAAUUGUCUGGGGCCACAGGCUCCUUCAGCAGCCCCGGAUAUCCUAACUCAUAUCCUCCCAACAAGGAGUGCAUCUGGUACAUUCACACAGCCCCUGGGAGCAGCAUUCAGCUCACCAUCCAUGACUUUGAUGUGGAGUAUCACUCAACCUGCAAUUAUGAUGCCCUGGAGGUCUAUGGAGGCCCUGAUUUUCACUCUCCAAGACUAGCUCAGCUGUGUACCCAUAGAUCAUCUGAAAACCCCAUGCAGGUCUCCAGCACUGGGAAUGAGCUAGCAAUUCGAUUCAAGACUGACACAUCCAUAAACAGGAGAGGCUUUAAUGUCUCCUGGCAAGAAGUUCCUGGAGGUUGUGGUGGAAUUUUCCAAGCUCCCAGUGGAGAGAUUCACUCUCCAAAUUAUCCCAGUCCUUACAGGAGUAAUACUGAAUGUUCCUGGAUAAUUCAGGUAGAAAAAAAGCAUCAUGUCCUUUUGAACUUCACCGAUUUUGACCUUGAGCCUCAGGACUCCUGUAUUGCAGCGUACGAUGGCUUGAGCUCUGCAAUGACCCGCCUGGUCAGUGUGUGUGGAAGACAGCAGCUGACUAACCCCAUCUCUUCUUCAGGAAACAACCUCUUUGUGAGGUUCCAGUCUGGCCCUUCCAGACAGAGCAGGGGCUUCCGAGCUCGCUUCCAGCAAGCCUGUGGAGGCUACAUCCUCGUCAAUUCUGUUGAUACCAUAUCCUCUCCAUUUUUCCCUGCCAACUAUCCAAACAAUCAGAACUGCACCUGGAUAAUUCAAGCACAAUCACCAUUCAAUCACAUCACUCUCUCCUUUACUCGGUUUGCGCUGGAAAGCAGCACAAUGUGUACACUAGACUUUUUAGAAAUUCUGGAUGGUGAUGAUGAUGACGCACCCCUCAGAGGUCGUUAUUGUGGCACCUCCAUGCCCCAUCCCAUCACUUCCUUCAGCAAUGCUCUGACUCUGAGGUUCAUCUCUAACUCAUUAAGAAAUUAUGAAGGUUUCCAUGCCACUUUUACUGCAACAUCAUCAACUUGUGGUGGAAACUUCUACAUGAUGGAAGGCACCUUCAGUAGCCCUGGCUACCCAGAAGUUUAUCCCUCAAAUGUGGAAUGUGUCUGGAACAUUGUCAGUUCCCCUGGCAACCGGCUCCAGCUGUCUUUCAUAACUUUCCACUUGGAGGAGUCUCAGGACUGUAGCAAAGAUUUUGUGGAGAUCCGGGAAGGAAAUGCCACAGGUCACUUGGUGGGACGGUACUGCGGAACCAUCAUCCCCCUCAAUUACUCAUCCAUUGUUGGGCAUAUACUGUGGAUCCGUUUUGUCUCUGAUGGUUCAGGUGGUGGCAUAGGUUUCCAGGUUACAUUUACUAACAUAUUUGGCAAUGAUAAUAUUGUGGGAAUUCAUGGGAAAAUUGCCUCUCCCUUCUGGCCUGGAAAUUACCCCCACAAUUCAAAUUACCACUGGACAGUAAAUGUGAAUGCCUCUCAAGUCAUCCUUGGUAGAAUCUUGGAGAUGGACAUUGAAGCGACACAUCAAUGCUACUAUGACAAAUUAAGGAUUUACGAUGGACCUAGCAUCCAUUUCCGCCUAAUUGGAAGUUACUGUGGUAUCCAGACUGAAUCUUUUAGCUCCUCUAGAAAUACAAUAACAUUUCAGUUUAUUUCUGACUCUUCAGUCUCAGGGAAAGGGUUUCUUCUGGAGUGGUUUGCUAUCAGUGCCUUUGAUGGACCUUUACCAACCAUUGCUACAGGUGCUUGUGGUGGGGUUCUGAGGACAGGAGAUGCACCCAUCUUCCUCUUCUCCCCACACUGGCCUGAAAGAUACCAUAAUAAUGCUGACUGCUCAUGGCUUAUCCAUGCUCCUGAUUCGACUGUAGAACUCAACAUCCUUUCCAUGGACAUUGAAUCUCAUAAAACAUGUGAAUAUGAUAAACUUGUGAUAAUUGAUGGAGACAACAUUUUGGCCCCACAGCUAGCAGUUCUCUGUGGCAGAGACAUUCCUGGACCCAUCAGGUCUACUGGAGAAUACAUGCUGAUUCGAUUCACCUCGGACUCCAGCGUAGCCAGGGCGGGCUUUAAUGCAUCCUUUCACAAAAGUUGUGGUGGAUAUUUGCAUGCAAACAGAGGGAUUAUUACAUCACCCAAUUAUCCAGAGACCUACCUUCCCAGCCUCAACUGCUCUUGGCAUGUCCUGGUUCAGAGUGGUCUGACCAUCGCUGUCCACUUUGAACAACCCUUCCAAAUUCCAAAUGCAGACUCUUUGUGCAACCAAGGAGAUUAUUUGGUGCUGAAAAAUGGACCUGACAGCUCUUCUCCACCCAUGGGGCCCCAUGGGGGAAAUGGUCACUUUUGUGGCAGUCGUCCUUCAUCCACCUUGUUCACCUCAGAUAAUCAAAUGUUCGUUCAGUUUAUUUCUGAUGACAGUAAUGGAGGGCAAGGAUUUAAAAUCCAAUAUGAGGCAAAGAGCUUAGCUUGUGGAGGCAUUAUCUAUAUCCAUGAUGUAGAUUCUGCUGGCUAUGUGACCUCCCCCAACCACCCUGACAAUUACCCCCAACAUGCUGAUUGCAUUUGGCUCAUCACUGCUCCUCCUGGGAAGCUCAUAAGACUGCAUUUUGAAGAGGAAUUCAAUAUUGAAGCAACACCCAACUGUACAUCUAGUUAUCUUGAGUUGAGAGAUGGAGUUGAUUCCGAUGCUCCAAUACUUUCUAAAUUUUGUGGGAGAUCUUUGCCAAGGACUCAACUGUCUUCUGGAGAGGCGAUGUAUUUGAGAUUCCUGUCUAGCAACAGUUCCACUCAUGUGGGAUUUAAGGCCAAGUAUUCUAUAGCUCAGUGUGGGGGAACUGUGACUGGGCAAAGUGGUGCCAUUGAGAGCAUCGGAUACCCAACACUUCCAUAUACAGACAGUUUACUUUGUGAGUGGUAUCUCCAGGGCCCCUCAGGGCAUUAUCUCACCCUCCACUUUGAAGACUUUAACCUUCAGAGCUCCUCUGGCUGUGAAAAAGACUUUGUGGAGAUCUGGGAAAACCAUGCCUCUGGAAAUUUACUGGGCAAAUACUGUGGUAACACCAUUCCAGAGAGAAUAGACACUUCUAGUAAUGUGGCUUUGGUCAGAUUUGUCACGGAUGAUUCAAUUUCUGCCUCAGGAUUCAGGCUGCAAUUUGAAUCCAGCUUGGAAGAGUGUGGUGGGGAUCUCCAGGGCCUGAUUGGAACAUUUACUUCUCCCAACUAUCCAAACCCAAAUCCCCAUGGCCGGAUCUGUGAGUGGAGAAUUACUGUGCAGGAGGGCAGACGGGUCACCCUAACGUUCAACAACCUGAGGCUGGAUGCUCAACCAUCCUGUAACAGUGAACGUGUGACAGUGUUCAAUGGCAUUAGAAACAACUCACCCCAGCUAGAGGAACUGUGCAGUAAUGUGAAUGUAAACAACGAGAUCACAUCUUCAGGGAACACAAUGAAAGUUGUUUUCUUCACUGAUGGGUCCAGGCCUUAUGGAGGUUUCACUGCCUCCUACACGUCCAGUGAAGAUGCAGUGUGUGGCGGGCCCCUUACAAGUUUCCCUGAAGGAAACUUUACUUCUCCUGGAUAUGAUGGAGUCAGUAAUUAUUCAAGAAACCUAAACUGUGAAUGGACUCUCACCAACCCUAAUCAGGGAAAUUCAUCCAUUUACAUCCAUUUUGAGACUUUUUACCUAGAAAGUCACCAGGACUGCCAAUUUGAUGUCCUCGAGUUCCGAGUGGGUAAUGCUGAAGGACCUCUGAUAUGGAGACUCUGUGGACCUUCAAAACCUUCAGUACCUUUGGUGAUACCUUAUCCUCAGGUUUGGGUCCACUUUGUCACCAAUGAACAUGCAGAACACAUUGGGUUCCAUGCAGAGUAUUUCUUUACAGAUUGUGGUGGGAUACAGAUAGGGGAGAAUGGAGUGAUCACAAGUCCCAACUAUCCAGCCUCUUAUGACAGCUUGACCCAUUGUUCUUGGUUGCUGGAAGCCCCCCAAGGCCACACCAUCACUCUUACAUUUAGUGACUUUGAUCUUGAAGCCCAUGCAACUUGCUCUUGGGACUCUGUCACUGUCAGGAAUGGUGGCUCUCCUGGAUCUCCCAUCAUAGGACAAUACUGUGGAGGUUCCAACCCCAACCCAAUCCAGUCUGGUUCCAACCAGCUGGUGGUGAUUUUCAACUCAGACCACUCAGUGCAAAGUGGUGGAUUCUAUGCUACAUGGAGUACACAGACUCUAGGCUGUGGAGGAAUACUUCACUCAGACAAUGGCACAAUCAAGUCCCCUCACUGGCCCCAGACCUUUCCCGAAAACAGCAGGUGUUCCUGGACAGUCAUUACUCACGAAAGCAAACACCUGGAGAUCAGCUUUGACGGUAACUUCCGCAUCCCCAGUGGUGAUGGACAGUGUCGGGACAGCUUCGUGAAGGUGUGGGCAGGAACUGAGGAGGCUGACAGAGCCCUGUUGGCUUCAAGUUGUGGAAAUGUGGCCCCGAGUACCAUCAUCACUCCGAGAAAUGCUUUCACUGCUGUGUUCCAAUCCCAGGAAGCACCAGCUCAGGGCUUCUCUGCAUCCUUUGUAAGCCGAUGUGGAUGUAAUUUCACUGACACUUCAGGUUACAUUGUUUCUCCAAACUACCCAAAGAAAUAUGACAACAGUAUGAACUGUACAUAUAUCAUAGAGGCUGACACCGAGUCUCUGAUCUUCUUGGAUUUUGUCUCAUUCCAUUUGGAAGCUCGCUCAGCCAUUACUGGAGGUUGCGAUAAUGAUGGUCUGCAUAUCAUCCGGGGCUACAGCUUCACUGCUCCACUUUUUGCCACUGUGUGUGGAGAUGAGACCCUGUCCACUAUCACCCUCUCCGGUCCAGUUCUCCUUAACUUCUACUCCAACGCACACACCACAGACUUUGGAUUCAAGAUUUUCUAUAGGAAAACCUCCUGUGGUGGUGUCUUCAACUUCUCCAUGGGAGUCCUCAAGAGCCCUGCCUACUCAUAUUCAAAUUACCCUAACGACAUGUACUGCUUGUACAACAUCACCGUGAGACAAGACAGAGUGAUUCAACUCAAGUUCAGUGACUUUGAUGUGGCUCCCUCCGCCCUCUGCUCCCAGGACUACUUGGCAAUUUAUGAUGGUUCAAACAUAAGCAGCCCCCUUCUGGGCAAGUUCUGUGGCUCCAUGCUUCCAUCAACUAUUAAGAGCAGCAAAAAUAAUUUGCUCGUGGUAUUUAAGACAGAUUCAUUUCAAACAGCAAGAGGAUGGAAGAUAACUUUCCAGCAGACACUGGGGCCUCAGCAAGGAUGUGGUGGUUACCUCAGAGCUACAAGUCACACCUUUGCCUCUCCUGAUGCUGAUCAGAAUGGAAGAUAUGACAAGAACCUGGAUUGCAUAUGGUUCAUAAUAGCACCUGUAGGCAAGAUAAUUAAGCUCACCUUCAAUACAUUUGCUCUGGAGGCAGCAACCACCUUGCAAAGGUGCCUGUAUGAUUAUGUAAAGUUGUAUGAUGGGGAUAGCAAAAACUCCAACCUGGCUGGGACAUUCUGUGGGUCCAUUGUACCUGCCCCCUUUUUCUCUUCUGGUAACUUCCUAACAGUGCAAUUUGUCAGUGACCUGACUCUAGAAAGGGAAGGAUUUAACGCUACCUACACCAUCAUGGACAUGCCUUGUGGUGGAACAUACAAUGCAACUUGGACCCCACAGAGAGUUUCUUCACCCAACUCAUCAAACCCAGAUCUCCUGCUUUCCAUUUGUACUUGGGUGCUCGAAGCUCCUCCACAUCAGCAGGUGGAGAUUACUGUGUGGGCAUUGCAGCUGCCCUCCCAAGACUGCAGCCAGAAUUACUUAGUAUUUCAGGACUCACCAGAGAGUAAUGAAAAUUCAAGAAUCCAGGUCUGUGGCAGUAACACUUCAGCAAUGCCAAGGUUUUAUUCUUCUCUGCGUACAGCAGUUGUAAUUUUCAAGUCUGAAGUUUUAAAUGAAAACUACAAUGUAGGUUUUACCUAUCAGAUUGCAGGUUGCAACAGAGAAUAUACGAAAGCAUUUGGCAACCUGAAGAGUCCCGGAUGGCCAGACAAUUACAACAGUGACAUGGAUUGUACAACUCUCCUCACUGCUCCCCAGAACCACACCAUCUCCCUCUUCUUCCAUUCCUUUGGCAUCGAGGACUCCAGCGAAUGCAGACAUGAUUUCUUAGAGGUUAGAAAUGGAAGCAAUAGCAAUUCACCAUUGCUUGGUACAUAUUGUGGAACCCUGCUGCCAAAUCCCAUCUUCUCUCAAAACCAUGAACUCUACCUGCGAUUUAAGAGUGACGGUGCAAUCUCCAGCCAGGGGUAUGAAAUUAUCUGGACCUCAUCAUCAUCAGGCUGUGGUGGGACACUCUAUGGAGACAGCGGCUCAGUCACCAGCCCUGGGUACCCAGACACUUACCCUAACCACACUCACUGCGAGUGGACCAUCCUUGCUCCCGCGGGAAGGCCUGUCACUGUCAGCUUUUACUUUGUCAGCAUUGAUGACCAGGGAGACUGUGUCCAGAACUACCUCCUUCUGUAUGAUGGGCCAGAUGCCAGUUCUCCAUCCUCUGGGCCUUACUGUGGAGCAGACACUAACAUCGCUCCUUUCGUGGCCUCUUCCAACCGAGUCUUCAUUAAGCUUCACACAGAGAACACAACUCAAGCGUCAGCUGUCAGGCUGACUUGGGACAGCUGAGUGGGGGCCUGGACCCCAGCACUGGCUCCUCUGCAGUCAAGAGCAGACAGAAUGGGGCUGGGUCAGGCCAUUCUCACACAUGACCCCCUACCUGUGCACCUGAGGACCAUCAACUAUUAUGCUUUUCACAAAGAACAUAUGGGAUUGGUACUUAUACAUUUUUAGUGUAGACUCAACUGAAAUGUCCUGGAGUUGAAAAUGAUUCUGGAAUAUGUGAUGUACAUUUCCAAACAUUAAUGAGAACAUGAAAGAAUGAUUUUCACUGUGAAUUUCAGGGUAAUAAAUAUUAUUUAGUUGUA
Erinaceus europaeus (western European hedgehog) is the source of this 11185-nucleotide messenger RNA. It is a transcript of the gene CUBN, whose product is annotated as cubilin. The record is from RefSeq and is a predicted model, not a curated record. Gene Ontology annotation, molecular function: calcium ion binding. NCBI's taxonomy places the organism in Eukaryota, Metazoa, Chordata, Mammalia, Eulipotyphla, Erinaceidae. The transcript is spliced from 67 exons. Bases 15 to 10886 code for a protein of 3623 amino acids.